Molecule: messenger RNA, 3411 nt
Organism: Amblyraja radiata (thorny skate)
Lineage: Eukaryota; Metazoa; Chordata; Chondrichthyes; Rajiformes; Rajidae
Gene: dhrs7cb
Product: dehydrogenase/reductase (SDR family) member 7Cb
Exons: 7
Coding region: 231-1166 (311 amino acids)
Biological process (GO): intracellular calcium ion homeostasis
Molecular function (GO): oxidoreductase activity, acting on the CH-OH group of donors, NAD or NADP as acceptor
Source: RefSeq, a predicted model, not a curated record
UGGAGGGUUCAUCACAGCUUUGCAGAAAUGACUGACUCAGCGUAUAGCUAUUAAAAAACUUUUAAAGAUCUACUUUGGUGCACAGCACACUAGAAGCUGAAAAGAGUGAAUGUUUAAAUGUGAACAGAUAAGCAUAUCCAACUGACUUUCUUGGGACUAUUAUUUUUAUUCUGCAACAAUCCACAAGGGCAAUUACUGUAUUUUUACCCUUGGAUCAGUUACUGCAAGAAAUGGGUAUCCUGGCUUUUUUGAUUCUCCCUAUACUGGUGAUUGGCAUUGCUGGCAUUGUUUAUAUUUACAAGCGAAUAAUGCGUCUGAUGUCCAAAUCAGCUGUGAGGAACAAAGUGGUUGUGAUAACUGAUGCUGUAUCAGGCUUUGGGAAAGAAUGCUCCAGAGUAUUUCACAGUGGAGGAGGCCGUGUGGUCUUGUGUGGCAAUGACUGGGAUAAGUUAGAAGCCCUGCAAGAGGCCCUACUUGAUGUUGCAGACCCGAGCCAGACAUUCAGUCCAAAGAUAGUGCUUUUGGAUCUAAGUGACACAGAGAGCAUCCCUGAGAAAGCCAAGGAAAUCCUUGAAUCAUUUGGGUGUGUGGAUGUGCUCAUUAACAACAGCAGUCUGAAAGUUAAAGGAGGUGCCCUCAAUGUCCCUUUGGAAUUGGACAAGAAGAUAAUGGAUGCUAAUUAUUUUGGACCCAUUUCUCUAACCAAAGAGCUUCUUCCACCGAUGAUCGCUAGACAUAAUGGUCAAAUUGUGCUGGUCAACAGUAUCCAAGGAAAAUUAGGACUUCCAUUCCGUGCAGCCUAUGCUGCUUCAAAGCAUGCACUGCAAGCUUUUUUUGAUUGCCUCCGGGCUGAAUUUGCAGAAUAUGGCAUUACUGUCAACACUGUGAGCCCAACAUUCAUCCGUUCUUAUCAUCAAAUGCCAGAAGCUGGGAAUUGGGAGGCAUCCAUUUGGAAAUUUUUCUUCAGGAAGUUGGCGUAUGGUGUUCACCCAGUGGAAGUAGCUGAGGAAGUGUUGUACACAGUGAACAGAGGCAGCAAGGAAGUGAUUAUUGGAAAUCCUGUUUCAAAGGCAUUUGUCUAUUUAAGGACAUUUUUUCCUGAAAUAUUUUUUGCAAUUGUUGCUGCUGGAAUCUCAAGCCAACCCAUUACAGAGGAAGAACAAUAACUUUCCUUUUUUAAGCCUUAUUCUAUGAAAUUACUUCUCCCUCUCUCCUGCUAUCUCUCCCAUGUAUUAUGCUUAUUAUUUUCUGACUUAUUUACCUCUUAACUCGCUUUUAGAAUUGCUUUUUACCUAAUCAUUAUCCCAUUUCUCCUUUCUUCGUCUGUGUUCUAUUCUGACAAAUUAUGGAGGUUUGGUGGAUUAAGUUAUGAGGGCAAAUUGGAUACAUUUGGUUUGUAUUCCCUUGAGAUAAGGAAGUUGAGGGAUGAUCUUACUGAGGUAUUGAAAGUAACAUAAGGAUUUGGUAGGGGAAAGUACAAAUUAUCUAUAACUUUUAGUUGGAUUAUAAAGAAGAAGGGACACAAUCUUAUAAUUAGAACUAAAAUAACCAGGAGCAAAAUCAGAAAAUACUUCCUAUAUUAAAUGUGUCAGGAAUCUGGAAGUGUCUUCACCUGACAACAUUGUGAAUGCUGCAACGUUGGAGCUUUCAGGAGUUAGGCAGAUUUAUUUUAGUCAAAGAUAUUAAGGGAAAUGGUGCAAAGACAGAUAGUGGAAUUGAGAAACAAAUCAGUAGGGUAGAUUUGCAAUGCUGAAAAACCUACUAUGCUCGAUCUUUGCAUUUUCUAUAGUCUCACUUUUAUUCUAACACCAGUGAGAGUUAAGCUGCAUUCAAUCAAUUCUAUUGGAUAAUUCACUGUGAUAUUUAAGUUGACUGAUAGACCAGCACUGAUAAAUCUUUGUAGGUCAGAAGGUCAAUCUGGCCUUCCAUGUUCAAACCGAACCGUUUGACAAUGUAAUAAAGGAUAUACAAGAGUUUUAGGUGCACUGAAUGGACUAAAGUGCAAAGACAGAAGUUUUUAUUGCUCAGAUCUCUAAUAUAUUUGAGUUCUGAAAUCUCCAGGAAUUUUGCUACUUUUGUCAUAUGCGAAUAAGGUAAAAAGCAAAGUGCUGGAGGAACUCAGCAGGCCAGGCAGCAUCUGUGGGAGGAAAUGGACACAGUGUCUUGCGUUGUGACCCUCUUCAGAUUGAUGCAGUAGAGGGGAGAAAGCUGGUAGAGAAGUGAGGGAAGGGGUGGGACAAAAACUGACAAUGGUGUGGCAGGUUCAGGUGAAGAGGGGUGAUAAGCAGAUUGGUGUAGUUGGUAACAAAGGCUGGAGACGAAAUGGAGGCAAAAGGAUACAAAUAUGGAAUCAGAUAGAGAAGGAGUGAAAUGUAUAUUGGAGGAAGGGAUAGUAAGAGAAAGGGAAGAGGGGGGAAGAGAAGAGUGGGGGAAUGGUGUGGGGGGAGACAAGGUGGAAUGAUACAUGUGUGGAUAAUGUGCUAUCACACUUUAGCAUUUCCACAAACAUGUAUCUUAAUGCAGUUGGUAUUGUUUCAUAUGGUUUUCAUGUAAUUGUUGUUCGAGACCAAUCGUAUGAGUCUCAGAACAUUGCUGUAGAAGUUUGUCUGGGCCAACCAUCAUCAGCUGUAUUAUCUCUUAAGUUCAGAAUGGUGAUGUUCACUGUUAGUUGCAUAAUGUUCAAUUCCAUUUGCACCCUCAUAUAAAGAAGCAACCCCUUCUAAAGACCAAAUACAAGAGAUAAUCUGUCCAGAAGAACACCUAACCUCCUAUAUUUGACAAUGAACAUCCAUACCAUCCCUGUCAAAUCCCUACCAUCAACACAUAAUGAGAGUCACUGCAGCAGCCACAUGCAAGCUGUGGCCCUAAGGUUAAAUGCUAGGUAUUCCAUGGUGAGCAGUUCACCUCCUGGCUUGUCAAAGCUGUUCCAUUGUGUCAAGAAAGGAGUGUGACUUCAGUGUUAUUACAGCUCCAAAAGCAACCCGAUACAUCAGAACAAUUUAGGAUAAAGCAACCUAAAGCAACCUAACCCCAUCUGAUUAGCACCCAUUCACUGCAGGAAACAUUCACUUGGUACAGUGCUAUGGUCCCACGUACAAAAUUCAUUCGAGUUACUUGUCAAGGCAACUGGAAUUGCAGUCAGCUCUCCUCUGUCACAUACCAUCCUGACUUGGAAAUAUAUUGAUCAAAGGAAAAUUAUCAAGACCGGGCAAAUGAGAGUAGCAUGGUGGGCAUCUUGGUUGGCAAGGAUGAGUAGGGCCAAAGUAUCUGUUACUGUGCUGCAUGGCUAAGACUACAGCUCUAAAUUCUCUAUCGAACAACAUGUAAAUACCUUUACCCGAAGAACAAUUGUAGAAGAUGGCUGAGGAGUUAGAGAACAUUUCUGCUUUGCUGACUAUGUACAUGAAUAAU